Messenger RNA from Lachancea mirantina, 1089 nucleotides. The record is from the annotation of a GenBank genome assembly. NCBI's taxonomy places the organism in Eukaryota, Fungi, Ascomycota, Saccharomycetes, Saccharomycetales, Saccharomycetaceae.
AUGCUGGAUCAACAGUAUAUGUCUGAAAUAAUAAGGCAGAUGGAUACGGUGAACAAGAUCUGGGGUUCGAUCCCUGAGGACAAUUUUAAUCAAGUAGUGAAAGACGCUCGGAAAUUGGCAAUCGAUCUAGCGGGAAACCACUGCAAUCAGGACGAAAAACGGGACAAAAUGCUGGAAUACGACAAAUUGGUCGGGAUUCUGACAGUUUGUGUGAAUCAAAUGCAUGGGGAUGUGGACGUCAAGUUGGGCGAGGACUUACAAGUUAGCUUUAAGCAUGGGGUACAGGCUACUGGGCCAUCUUUUGCAGCUCACGUGUCUGAGCUUGUUCGAGCCGCGAACUUUAUAGGUGUGUUUGAGCGUCGGUUCAAGGAAACAUUAAGGGCAGAAGCUUCCAAUUCUAAGGCCCAAUUGAGCCGGCAGCUACAAGAGCGGAUUGCAGAGUACCAAAAGGCACAAAUGGGUGAUACGGAAAGUAUUUCGGAGGCAGGGUCGUCCGUGGGGAAGAAGGAAGAGCCCAAGAGCACACGUGACCAGCUUUUAUCUACCAAUCAGAGGAUCACUGCGUCGUUGAUGCGAUCCAACAACGUCUUGAAGAGUUCCGUACUACAGAGCGAACUGAACAUUUCGGAACUAGAACAACAAACGCACUCGUUACAAACGCUUGGGAACCGGUUUGAUGCAUUGGGUGGAAUCUUGACUACGUCGUCUACAAUGAUCAAGGCCAUCAAUAACGCUAGUCAGCAGGAACAACGGCAGAUCUACGCCAGUCUCGGGUUUCUGGUGCUAUGUAUGAGCUGGGUGCUGUGGCGGCGGAUUUUCAAGGGUCCUUUCAAGCUGAUUAUUUGGCUGUGGUUCCGAUUUUUCAGAUCUGUUUUGGUCACGCUUGGCGCAUUGCCUGGGCGUCAGCGCGCCAGGGCAUGCGCCGGGGGGUCAUUGUCUUGCGCGUCGCUGGUUUCGCAUACACUUGGCUCUGUAGUGUCCAGCGUGGCCAAAACCGCUACCACAAGUGCGACGGAUUUUGCGGAUCGUUUUGGCGGGCUCGAGACUGCCAUCGAUCUCGCUUUCGACAGCGUUCACGACGAGCUGUGA